This is a messenger RNA of Anguilla anguilla (European eel), 3903 nucleotides long. RefSeq names its product Rac/Cdc42 guanine nucleotide exchange factor (GEF) 6 (gene arhgef6). Bases 453 to 2768 code for a protein of 771 amino acids. Gene Ontology annotation, molecular function: guanyl-nucleotide exchange factor activity; protein binding. The transcript has 22 exons. The record is from RefSeq and is a predicted model, not a curated record. Lineage: Eukaryota; Metazoa; Chordata; Actinopteri; Anguilliformes; Anguillidae.
AGUAUGCAUUCCCGGCCAGAAGUUGGCUAGUGGAUCAUUUUCUCUGAACUGGAUAGUACGUUCGCCGAAACAUAACAUCUAGAAAUUGUCUGAAAGUUUGGUCAGGUAUCCGAAUAAGUUAAGAGACCUUUCCAAAUGUGUAUAUAGCAUGAAACAUAAAACACGAGUUAUUUAUAUUCCUCAGGAAAUUACAACCGAUGUCGGUAAUUACAGGAUAGCAUUCUGAUAAGAAUACUUUUCCCCUCAGGAGACUUGGGGGUAGUCUGCGAGACGCUUGUAUGCUACGCAUUUUAAAACUGCGAGAGGGAACCUAAGUCUGCUAAAACGUAUAUACUGUUUAAAAAAAAAAAAAAAAAAAAACACGAAGUGUCGAUAUCACGGAUGUGGGCAACAUCUUGACGCAACUCCUUUGACUUGCUCCUUUGUGUUGUACUGUGGGGCCUGCGGCAGCAAUGAACCCGGAGGAGCAGACGGUAACGUGGCUUAUAUCUUUAGGAGUGCUUAAUUCACCGAAAAAGAACAUCGCAGAUCCAGAGGAAUUUCUGAAAACGUCUCUGAAAGAUGGGGUUGUCCUCUGUAAACUCUUGGACCGACUUCUGCCAGGGUCAGUCCAGAAGUACUUCCAGGAGCCGAGGGGCGAAGCGGAUUGCCUUGCCAACAUAAGAGAGUUUUUGAAAGGAUGCACAUCCCUUAAAGUAGAGGGCUUUGAAGCAGAGGACUUGUACGCUGGUGAGAACUUCGGCCAGAUCCUGAACACUCUCCUUGCAGUAAACUUUGCCACUCAAGAUCGAGUUAUCGAGAGGUCAUGUUCGCUGUCCAGCAGCCCCUCCCCUAACCAGUCCUCUUCACACACACUGUCCAAGUCGAAGUCACUGCGCAGACAGUCCAAGCCUGCGGAGAUGUCGGAGAACGGCGGCGGAGGGCAGCUGAUGGUGAAGGCGCGCUUCAACUUCAAGCAGAACAACGAGGACGAGCUGUCCUUCAACAAGGGCGAGCUGAUCUGCGUCACGCGGCAGGAGGACGGCGGCUGGUGGGAGGGAACGCUCAACGGCAAGACCGGCUGGUUCCCCAGCAACUACGUCCGCGAGAUCAAGCCGUCCGAGAAGCCCGUGUCCCCUAAAGCUGUGAAAGUCUUUGAUGUGCCUCAGCUGACAAAGAACUACUAUGGAGUGGUGGUUCAGGACAUCUUGGAGCACGAGCGGGAGUUUGUGAAGGAGCUGCAGACCCUGCUGAGUUGCUACCUCCGCCCACUGCAGUCCAGCGACAGGCUGUCCAGUGCGGACAGCAGUAGCCUGAUGGGUAAUCUGGAGGACAUCCUGACGUUCCAGCAGGGCCUCUGCGUGGCUUUGGAAGAGUGCACCAAAGUGGCUGAGGCUCAGCAGCGUUUGGGCGGCUGCUACCUGAACCUGAUGUGCCAGAUCAAGAUGCUGUACCUGUCCUACUGUGCCAGCCACCCCUCAGCGGUGUGCGUGCUGACAGACCACGGUGAGGAGCUGGAUAAGUUCAUGGAGAGUCAGGGAGCGGCGAGCCCCGGGGUCCUGACGCUGACCACCAGCCUGAGCAAGCCCUUCAUGCGGCUGGACAAGUACCCAACCCUGCUGCAGGAGCUGGGGAGGCACGUGGAGGAGGCCCACCCAGACCACUGUGACAUCCUGAAAGCCAUAGUGGCUUUUAAGAACCUUGUGGUGCAGUGCCAGGACCUGCGCAAGCGCAAGAACCUGGAGCUGCAGAUCCUGUCGGAGCCCGUGCGCGGCUGGGAGGGCGAGAGCAUGAAGUCCCUGGGCGGGGUCAUCUACAUGUCGCACGUUCACAUGCAGAACGGGGCCAGCGAGGAUAAAGAGGAGCGUUACUUGAUGCUGUUUCCCAGUGUCCUCGUAAUGCUGUCUGCCAGCCCGCGCAUGAGCGGCUUCAUUUACCAGGGAAGGUUACCGCUGACCGGAACAACAGUAACCAGGCAGAUAGAGGAUGCAGAAAAUGCCUUUGAAAUCACAGGAAGCAUGAUCGAGCGGAUCACGGUGUUCUGCAGCAGCCAGCAGGAGCUGCAAGAGUGGUUCGAGCACCUACCCACUCUGACCAAAGGAGGAAGCCCUGUGGGAACCAUCAGCAAGAAUGCGGACGGCAAGCCUGCGGUCACCACCCCGAGCCACCAGACCGUGUCCCAGGGCUUCACCUCUCCCAUCAGCGGCCGGGGCCCCCUGGAGCCCCCCAAAACCGCCAAGCCCUGGUCUCUGAGCUGCCUGAGACCCGCGCCCCCUCUGAAGCCGUCCGCAGCGCUGGGGUACAAGGAGAGGAUGUCUUAUAUCCUGAAGGACUGCAGCAAAAGCCCUCGUCCCAUCACAAAGUUCCUCCAGAAGAGAAAACCUGAAAGAAAACCAUCAGAUGACGAGUUCCUUCUGAGGAAAAGCACAGCCGCUCUGGAGGAGGACGCACAGAUCCUGAAGGUCAUUGAGGCCUACUGCACGGGGGCCAGCUUCCACCAGUCCACCACAGCGGUUCGGAAAGAGGGCGUCCCGCAGGUGCUCCUGCCCGAGGAGGAGAAGAUCAUCGUGGAGGAACUGAGGAGCAACGGACAGACCAUAAUCGAGGAGAAGAGCCUUGUGGAUGCAGUAUACGCUUUAAAGGAUGAGGUCCACGAAUUAAAAAAGGAGAAUAAGAGAAUGAAGCAGUGUCUCGAGGAGGAGCAGAAAUCACGCAAGGAGCUGGAGCGAAUGGUCAGGAAGCUGGCCAAACAAAAGAAUGACUGUGCAUGGGAAGAUGCCAACUUCUAAGUGCUGUGAGUGCGUGUGGGUGUCUGUUUGUAUGUAUGUGUGUGUGAGAUGCACAGUUGUGCACAAACACAACUGUAUAUCACACGUGUGAGCGCGCUUGCUUAUCUUUGGUGUGUUUGCUGGAUUGCUGAAAGCUGCUGGCAGUUUCCACAACAUAGUAACCCCCCUCCAGCCCUUGUAAGGACACCCCCCACCCCCCCACCCCACAAAAAAAAAUCCAAGCUGGGGUCUUAACUGAUCUUUCAGAUGCAUUUGCACAUGUGCAGAGAUUAAUGGUGGAGAGGGCAAAGACAGGAAGACAGAAUUGAAAAGGUUUCCGGACCGGUAAACGGUGCUUGCUGUUUGAGGAGUUGAGGCUGGUGACGGGAUUGAUGGGAUUGAACAUGGACGUUGGUGGAAUGCCCAGGUCUGAGCUACGGUUCUGGACACGUACGUGUUCGCCUGUUCACAGUCCUGAUGAGUGGCUUUUUGAGGGGCUGUUUCUGAAGACCAGUCAGUGAAAAUUAGGCAAACAAAAACAACAGAAUUACCCAAAUUGUAGAGCUGUUCUUGUACUCUGAACACUGUGAACUGCUUCCUGGAAAAGAGACCGCUUUCAUUAUUGAAAAAGAUAAGGAAAAAAAAAUCUUCAAGUUGCUUCGAUCCCGCAAUACUGUGGAGGACUUCAAGGGUCUGCUGUUGUGAUCUUGAAGAGAAAGGCAAUUUGAAAAACUUUUGCAUGCACAUAUUUUAAUAGGAGACCAAUGCUUUUGGUCCAAGCCACGUGGUCUUUUCCCUCGUACGGUCUGUUAUUUUGGGAGUACGUGGAUUGGUUUCUUAUUGGUGGCAUCCCCACAUUAAGGAUGCAGUAGAGGAAACGACGGCUUGUCUUGGCUGCCUAAGACUUUCGAUGGAUCUGUGGCCAUCUUGAAGGUCUUUCGUGGGGAUGAGCGCACUGAAGAGGCUUCGAAAGUUGCACCUUCAGCUCGUACGUACUGUUAAAGCUUUAAUAUUAACCUCUAUUCUCUCUCGACGGUAUAUCCUAUCAUUUGCAUGUGUACGUACAGUAUUCCUUGCUUGUGUCACAUAUUUUAUGAAAUAUUUUCUUCCACUAGUAGGUCACAAUUUUAUGAGUUGCUGUCAGUGCCAUCAGUAG